CCCGCCCUGGCCUGCCCCGGAUCGCGGCAUUUGUUGUCCCGGCCGACAGGCCAGCCGAGCCCUCUUGGCUCAGGAAAGCUGGGCGGAGCAGCCGUGGGCAGCGGGGCAGCCAUGGAAGGCACGGCGCGGAGGCGGCAGCACCCAGGAGCGGCGGGCGCGCAGCCGGGCGCCUCCUUCCUGCAGGCCAGGCACAGCUCCAUCAAAGCUGAUGAGGCCGCCAGCACGGCUCCCUUCCACCUCGACCUCUGGUUCUACUUCACUCUGCAGAACUGGGUUCUGGACUUUGGCCGCCCCAUUGCCAUGCUGGUGUUCCCUCUCGAAUGGUUUCCGCUCAAUAAGCCGAGCGUGGGGGACUACUUCCACAUGGCCUACAACGUCAUCACUCCCUUUCUCCUGCUCAAGCUCAUCGAGCGAUCGCCCCGCACCUUGCCACGCUCCGUGGUCUACGUCAGCAUCAUCACCUUCAUCAUGGGCGCCAGCAUCCACCUGGUGGGAGACUCCGUGAACCACCGCCUGCUCUUUAGUGGCUACCAGCACCACCUGUCAGUCCGUGAGAACCCCAUCAUCAAGAAUCUCAAGCCCGAGACUCUGAUCGACUCCUUCGAGCUGCUUUACUACUAUGACGAGUACCUGGGCCACUCCAUGUGGUACAUCCCCUUCUUCCUCAUCCUCUUCAUGUACUUCAGCGGCUGUUUCACUCCCACCAAAGCUGAGAGCUCAAUGCCAGGGGCGGCCCUGCUCUUGGUGGUGCCCAGUGGCCUGUACUACUGGUACCUGGUCACCGAGGGCCAGAUCUUCAUCCUCUUCAUCUUCACCUUCUUCGCCAUGCUGGCCCUCGUCCUGCACCAGAAGCGCAAGCGCCUCUUCCUGGACAGCAACGGCCUCUUCCUCUUCUACUCCUUCGCCCUCACUCUCCUGCUUGUGUCCAUGUGGGUCGCCUGGCUGUGGAAUGACCCUGUGCUCAGGAAGAAGUACCCAGGCGUCAUCUACAUCCCUGAGCCCUGGGCCUUCUACACCCUCCAUGUCAGCAGCCGGCACUGAGCCCCUGGCAUCAGCCACUGGUGCCCUUUUGGCAGGAGAUGGGCCAUAGAGGGAGUCUGAGCAGGGGUGUUGUACAUGCGUGUGCGUGUGUGUGUGUGUGUAUGUCCACCCACCUGGGCAUAACCGUGACUGAGAAUAUGAAUGGGAGUGCUCACUGUGUACAUGGAUAGGUGUGCGUGUGUGCAUGUGUGUGUCCACCCACCUGAGCAUAACUGUGUACAACCAUGCACAACCAAGAACAUGAGUGGGAGUGUGCAUUGCGUACACAUGUGGAGUGUGUCAUCAGGAGACUUGAUUCUUUCAGUCAAGCUUCUGUUUGGUCUGGAUCUUUCCAGGGUGGGAUUUAGUUUCAGGCAGUGCGUCCAGGCCAAGAUAUGGGCCCUGCCUUUGCUGUGAACCUGGCGAGAGUCGGAGCCCAUCUCUCUCUCACUGCUCAGGGCUGAUCCUGUCUUCCCUCGAAGCCUCUACUGCUACCCCUGCAGGGGAGGCCUGGGUGUGGCCAUGCAGAGGGGAUCCGGUGUGUCUACCCCACCUGGCCUGCUCCUCAGACCCACCCUGACCCUGGAAACAGAGUACAUACGUUACAUGAACUUUCUGUGUAUUACUGAGCAAAGCACAUCCCUUCUCCGGGUUUCAUUUGCACUAGAUGAGCUCAGGGUCCCAGAGUGGAUUGUGGCUAGUUGCAGUCUCCUCUCGGGGCAACCUGGGAAUGGGCAAGAAGUUUUAUAGUGUCCCUGUCCUCACACCCUAAAGGUUUAUAGUGUCCCUGUCCUCAUACCCUGAAAGGGGUAUGUGCAUCCCAGACCCUCACCCACCUCAGGUUACGUGAGGUGUUGAACCACUCGCCCCUGAGGAUGCACCCACCCCAGCUGGGGUGUGCUCCCCACCCACCCCCCUAACCACCGGCCUGAUGUUGGGGGUCUGGCAGUGGUAGCUUCCCCAACCAGCCCCUCUGCCAGAAGCCCUGUCUCUGUCCUCUCCCUCGGGGGUGGGGGGUCGUGGUACCACUUCCUGUCAGCCUGACUGCAGGUUUCCGAGCCGCAGCUGAUGGCAGAGUUCUCGACUGAACCGUGGACUCUGUGGAGAGGAGGUAUCAAGGCUCUCUGCAGUCGGCCUUGCCUCAGUCUGGACCUCAAGCCUUCGGCCAGGGCCCUGCUCCCAGAAGAGACUCCGCGUCCCCAGCAGGAUGCCCCCAGCCCCAGUCUCCCAGGCGCCGCUGCACACAGGCCUCCAACAGCUGCAGGCCUGGCAGCCGCCUUCCCAGCAGCCCUGGCCCAGGUGUGCUUGUGGGAGUCAGGGGGCCUGUGUUGCUUCCCCCGGCCUCUACCUCCUCUCCUGUGUUCUCAGGGAGCCUAUGCCUCAGAUUCUCCUUUCAUGUUGGAGUCCCUCUGCUGCCCCUUGGGUGUUCUCCAGCCUCUGGUCAGUCCCUGUCUGCUGGCAGCACCGGGCCCUGUGAAUAAAGGCAGUGUGAAGCCA
This is a messenger RNA of Artibeus jamaicensis (Jamaican fruit-eating bat), 2517 nucleotides long. RefSeq names its product CLN6 transmembrane ER protein (gene CLN6). The transcript has 7 exons. The coding region runs from base 112 to 1041 and encodes 309 amino acids. Lineage: Eukaryota; Metazoa; Chordata; Mammalia; Chiroptera; Phyllostomidae. The record is from RefSeq and is a predicted model, not a curated record.